This is a messenger RNA of Setaria italica (foxtail millet), 717 nucleotides long. RefSeq lists its product as uncharacterized. The transcript has 2 exons. Lineage: Eukaryota; Viridiplantae; Streptophyta; Magnoliopsida; Poales; Poaceae. The coding region runs from base 1 to 717 and encodes 238 amino acids. The record is from RefSeq and is a predicted model, not a curated record.
AUGGAGGUUACUGGCAGCAAAGAUAUGCGAUCUACAGGUUCUACACCCAAGGCCAAGGGAACCACUGAGGCACCCAAAUCAUCAUCUUCUAGGAGUGAUAAUGGUAGUUGGGAGAACACAAUAUCUGAAGAUGUUAGUAAACUUGGACUUGAGAAAAUGAAACACCCUCAUCUGUAUAAUAUGAGGUGGUUCAAGUCUGAUAAAGUAUCAAAGGUUAAAUUUAGAUGUUUGGUGUCCUUCUCCAUUGGUAACAAAUUUUUUGAUAAGGUUGAAUGUGAUGUGGUUGAUAUGGAUGUUAAUCAUCUCAUUUUGGGGCAACCAUGGCAGUAUGAUCGUCAUGCAAUGCAUGAUGGCCACAAGCACACAUAUACUGUUAUGAAAAAUGGGCAAAACUUUGUGUUGAAUCUAGUAAAUAUGGACCAUCUAUCUGCAUCAAAUGGUGGGGAAUCAUCUGGAGCUACCACUCUGGUAUCUUUCAAGAAAUUUUUGCAUGAGGCACAUGGAGAAGAUAUCUACUUGUUGUUAGUUACAGAGCAGAGAGAUGGCAUAACAGUACCCAAAGAGGCACAAGGGCUGCUUCGAGAAUUUUCUGAUGUGUUCCCUCAAGAACUCCCAUCUGUAUUACCUCCUAUUGAGUACAUUCAGCAUCGCAUUGAUCUAGUAUCAGGAGCUAGUUUGCCAAAUCGACCAGCUUAUCGCAUGAAUCCAACAGAGUAA